CCGUGGUGACUUAACGUGGGCGCGUCUUUAAGGAGACCUUGAGAAGAGCUAAGGUCGGGAAUCCAAAGUACGUUUCCCCGUGGCCGUUGAGUGGAUGAAGGGAGAGCAGCUGUUCUGUGGUUCUGUAAACACGGCGCAGGCAGGAGGCAGCCGCGCAGGGUGAUACCUGGGGAAUAUCAGGCUGGGCUGUGGUUCAGAUAAUUGAACUCUUGGCCGACUGCCUGCAGCCUCAUACCCUGUGGAGCCUGCUUCCUUCUCAAGGCAGCGGUUUAAUUUCAGGUGAAGAGGAGGUAUCAUCAGAGCGGGUGACCCAGAGCGACAAGGCCGCCUGUGCCCUAGUGGGGCUGGCACUUAUCCACUCUCCAUCCCUCCCCUCCCCGGCCCCUGGCCCGGGGGGUGGGAAAGAAGAGGAAUCAUACCAGCGACCACAGUCUCAUGGCCAGCAUGUACUUUGUGUGAUAGUCCUUUGGGCCAUAGCCGUGAAUGAUGUUUUUGUAUUUAAUAGUAUAGAAACUGAAAAAUAGAAUAAGUGCAGAAUUGAGGUAUAGAGUUUCUCUUGGGUUUUUACUGUAACCUGAUCUGACCAGUCACGCAGGACAACAUGACAGGAAAGGGGUGGCUGAGGGUGAGGGAAGGGCAUCGUGUUGUGGAUGUUUUUUUUUAACGUAGCAGCUUUCUCAGCACCAUCAAAGAAAUAAUCCUAAUUCUAACUUUGUUUUUUUUUUCUUCUUUUAGUGUAAAAUCGAUUGUAGAAAAUAGAGUAAAAAGAAGAAAAUUAAACUCUUACCUGUAAUUCUCCCUUCUGGAGAUAACCACUAUGAACAUUUCGAUAUAAAUCCUGCCAGACUUUUCCAAAUCAAGUGUCAGAAAACCUCGUGCAGCGAGACGGUGACUUCCUGGUUCGUGAUUCUCUGUCCAGCCCCGGAAACUUUGUCCUGACCUGCCAGUGGAAGAACCUUCCUCAGCACUUCAAGAUCCGCCGGACGGUCCUGCGGCUCAGUGAGGCCUACAGCCGAGUGCAGUACCAGUUUGAGAUGGAGAGCUUCGACUCCAUCCCCGGCCUGGUGCGCUGCUAUGUGGGCAACCGGCGGCCCAUCUCCCAGCAGAGCGGAGCCAUCAUCUUCCAGCCCAUCAACAGGACGGUGCCCCUGCGGUGCCUGGAGGAGCAGUACGGCACCUCCCCCGGCCAGGCCCAGGAGGGCAGCCUCGUCGAGGGAAGGCCAGACGUGGCCAAGAGGCUGAGCCUCACCAUGGGCAGCCCCCAGGCCCGAGAGCAGAGCUUGCCCAGGGGCAACCUCCUCAGAAAUAGAGAGAAGAGUGGUAGCCAGCCAGCCUGCCUGGAUCACAUGCAGGACAGAAGAGCCUUGUCCCUCAAAGCCCACCAGUCGGAAAGUUACCUGCCAAUUGGUGGUAAGCUGCCCCCUCAGUCCCCAGGUGUGGGCACAAGACCCUGCCCAAACUCACCGGUUUUUAGGACAGGCAGCGAGCCCACCCUGAGCCCAGCAGUGGUUCGGAGGGUCUCCUCGGACGCUAGGGCAGGGGGGGCGCUGAGGGGCUCAGACAGCCAGCUAUGCCCCAAACCGCCCCCCAAGCCCUGCAAAGCGCCCAUGCUCAAGGCUCCCCGGUCUCCGUCCACCUGGCUCAACUCAGAGGCCAACUACUGCGAACUGAACCCAGCCUUGGCUGCAGGCUGCGAUGGGGCAGCACGGCCGCCCUUCUGUGCCCAGGACAGCUACGUGGACCUGCUGACCGCCAAGCAGAACGGCGGGCCGGCUGCCCGGAACUCUGACACCAGCUACUUGAUCCUUGAUGACGAUGAUGGGGCAAAGCCUUGGGAGCCGCUGCCGACCCAGAGGGACAAGGGGCAGGAGGACGAGGGUACAUUCGUGACACCCCUCCUGGAGACUGCCUCCUCCUUCAAGCCCAACGACCUUGAGUCGAAGCUCCUUCCUCCUGAGAACAAGCCCCUGGAAACCGCGAUGCUGAAGCGUGCGAAAGAACUGUUCACCAACAACGACCCCAAGGUCAUCGCCCAGCACAUGCUGAGCAUGGACUGCAAGGUCGCGAGGAUACUUGAAGUCUCUGAAGAGAUGAGGAAGAACAUGGGCAUGAGCUCAGGGCUGGAGCUCAUCACCUUGCCUUAUGGCCACCAGCUGCGCCUGGACAUCAUCGAAAGACACAACACGAUGGCCAUCGGCAUUGCGGUGGACAUUCUGGGCUGCACGGGCACUUUGGAGGACAGAGCAGCCACCCUCAAUAGGAUCAUCCAGGUGGCAGUGGAGCUGAAGGACUCCAUGGGGGACCUCUAUUCUUUCUCGGCCAUCAUGAAGGCCUUGGAAAUGCCGCAGAUCACAAGGUUAGAAAAAACGUGGACUGCCCUGCGGCACCAGUACACACAAACCGCCAUCCUCUAUGAGAAACAGCUGAAGCCUUUUAGCAAAAUCCUGCACGAAGGCAGAGAGUCUACGUGUGUUCCCCCAAACAAUAUAUCAGUCCCACUGCUGAUGCCUCUUGUGACCUUAAUGGAGCGCGAGGCUGUCACUUUUGAAGGAACUGACAUGUGGGAAAAAAACGACGAAAGCUGUGAGAUUAUGCUGAACCAUUUGGCAACAGCCCGACUCAUGGCAGAAGCUGCAGACAGCUACCGGAUGAAUGCUGAGAGGAUCCUGGCAGGUUUUCAACCAGAUGAAGAAAUGAGUGAACUCUUCAAGACUGAAUUCCAAAUGAGAUUGCUAUGGGGCAGCAAAGGUGCACAAGUCAAUCAGACAGAGAGAUACGAGAAAUUCAACCAGAUUUUAACUGCCCUCUCACGUAAAUUGGAACCUCCUCCUAUAAAGCAGGCAGAGCUUUGAUAACUAACUCUCCAGAGAACCUUAGGAUAUAAUUUCAAGCUUAUCCAGUUUCUUCUUUGAGAAAGCUUAUCAUUUGAUGAUAAAGUAAAGUAAUAAUGUGCAAAUCUGACAAUAUACAAGCUUUUACUAUCCACAGGAUAUUAAACAUGUAAAUUGCACAGAGCACACUUAUUUAUGAAUUGUUUAAAAUUACUACUGAUUUUAAAAUGAACGAUAAUUUAUUAAGGUAACUAUUGCUGAUGCUGAUCAACAAAUUUAAGUGAAGACCCAGCUACAUUGGCUGGUUGCUUUCUAUUACCGAGGUAUUUGACCAUUUUAGUUUUAAUAAUUCCAUGUCAGAUAAGUGUAAAUAGAAGAGUUUAAAAGCAUGAAACAUUUCAGAAGGUAUCAGUUGUAUGAUAUUCUUUAACUAAAUAUGAAAAAUGUAAAUAGUCAUAUGAAAAUAUAUCUUUUUGUGAAA
This is a messenger RNA of Orcinus orca (killer whale), 3312 nucleotides long. It is a transcript of the gene BCAR3, whose product is annotated as BCAR3 adaptor protein, NSP family member. The record is from RefSeq and is a predicted model, not a curated record. Bases 1035 to 2852 code for a protein of 605 amino acids. The transcript is spliced from 9 exons. Gene Ontology annotation, molecular function: guanyl-nucleotide exchange factor activity; phosphotyrosine residue binding. Lineage: Eukaryota; Metazoa; Chordata; Mammalia; Artiodactyla; Delphinidae. Gene Ontology annotation, biological process: small GTPase-mediated signal transduction; positive regulation of peptidyl-serine phosphorylation.